Messenger RNA from Alternaria infectoria, 579 nucleotides. RefSeq lists its product as uncharacterized. The transcript has a single exon. Bases 1 to 579 code for a protein of 192 amino acids. The record is from RefSeq and is a predicted model, not a curated record. Lineage: Eukaryota; Fungi; Ascomycota; Dothideomycetes; Pleosporales; Pleosporaceae.
AUGGCCAACGAGCUCCUCAUCAACACCACAAUCUCCGCACUGGCCCUAAAUCAGCGAUUCGACACCGUCAACGGAACAGAGACCCGCACCUUCAACAUCUACCGCUUCGAGAACAAACUCGCCUUCUUCCUACCAUACGGUCUCUCACUCGCCCUAGCGAUACCAAUCUUAGUACUAGGGCUCAUAGCUCUCUACGUCCAAAACCACGGCGUCUCAGCUAUCAGUGGAGGUUUCAUGCAGCUUCUCAUGACGACUACUGGACGCGGUUCACUCGAAGCGGUCGUUACGAGAGGUUCAGGUACGCUGGGCGGAUAUGACAAUGUUUCGGAAGAGCUGCGUGGGAUGGAGGUUAGAUUUGGAGAGCUGGCUGAAGUCAGAGGGGAAGAAGUUAAGGAGACAGAUUUCCUUCUGAGAAGGCAUGAUGAGCAAGUCGAUGUGCAGAACGUUGACAGCUCACAGGCAGGUGUGCAGACUACGUCCGGAACAGAGUGGUUCGAGAACAGCGUUUCUGUAGCGCGAAGAGCCGGCUUCGGCACAGUCGACGAAGUGAUACCAUUCGAGAAGAACGCAGAACAGUAG